CCAUGGCUGCAUCACAUGACCCGUUAAUCUUCAGCGUAUUUCCGCGUUCACGGCGGCCGAGCUGUAAUAACCGAGUCACCAUGGGGGUGUGCGGGGUUUCGACCGAAGCAUCGCUGCUGUGUUCUCCACCCAGGCCUCCGGUGGCGGCUCGUGUCCCCGCUCUGGAUGAAUGAAGCCCGGACCAUCUGAGGGUCUAUCCUCCGCUUGUUCUCCACCGAGCCUGUCGUCGACCAGCGCGGACGAGCUGGGGGGGAAUCCGGGCAAAGGCAGCCGCGGCGCCGCGCACCGGCCGACGGACACCCCGCCGCGACGCGCCACCAACAUGCUCACCCGGGUCAAGUCCGCCGUGGCCGGAUUCAUGGGUGGGAUCGUGGCCGGGGGAAGCUCCGGCGGAGGCGGCAACCCCGGCUCCGACCUCCAGUUGAAAUUCCCGUACAGGAGACCCGAGUUCCUCGGCCUGUCCCCGGAUGAGGUGGAGUGCUCGGCGGACCACGUCUCCCGGCCCAUCCUCAUCCUGAAGGAAACCAGGAGAUUACCGUGGGCCACCGGAUACGCUGAGGUGAUUAACGCUGGUAAGAGUGCGUUAAAUGAGGACCAGGCGUGCUGCACAGUGGUCGUGGCCAGAAGGAGGCCAAUGAGCUACUGCCCUCCUUCAACGCCCAGCAAGACGCCCACUGCCAAGAGACGCAACUCCCUGCCCAACGGAGAGGGCCUUGGGCUCCAUGCGGAGAACAAGCUGGAGGAGGACACUGAAGGUUUGGUGUUCCACUACUGGGCCUUGUUCGAUGGUCACGCUGGUUCAGGUGCAGCCGUCGUCGCCUCCCGCCUGCUGCAGCACCACAUCGCCUGCCAGCUCCAGGCCGUGAUCGAGAUCCUGCGCAAUCAGGGGUGUCCCCCUCCCACCUUGCUGGGGGAAGAGCCCGAUACCAACCCCUACCUCCAGGGAAACACCCCCGGCCCUCACCGAUCCCUGACCCGGGCCGCUUCGUUGCGCGGGGCCGCGGGGGCGCCCGGUUCUCCGUCCAACACCCCGCCACCGUCUCGCUUCUUCACGGAGAAGAAGAUCCAACACGAGAGCCUGGUGAUAGGAGCCAUAGAGAACGCAUUCAAAGAGAUGGAUGCCCAGAUCGAGAAGGAGAAGCAGGAAUACAACAUCACAGGAGGAUGCACUGCUCUCACUGUGGUUUACCUGCUAGGAAAACUAUACGUGGGGAAUGCAGGUGACAGUAGGGCUAUCGUUAUAAGAAACAAUGAGAUCAUUCCCCUGUCAACAGAGUUCACACCAGAAUCAGAGCGACAGCGACUCCAGUUCCUGGGUUUCAUGCAGCCUCACCUGUUAGGAAAUGAGUUCACGCACCUGGAAUUUCCCCGGAGAGUUCAGAGGAAGGAGGUGGGCAAGAGGAUGCUCUACCGAGACUUCACCAUGAACGGGUGGGCUUACAAGACCAUUGAGGAUGACGACCUCAAGUUUCCACUAAUAUAUGGUGAAGGGAAAAAGGCUCGGGUGUUGGCCACUAUCGGUGUGACCCGCGGGCUCGGUGACCACGACCUCAAAGUUCACGACUCCAACAUCUACAUCAAGCCGUUCCUGUCCUGCUGCCCCGAGGUGAAGGUGUAUAACCUGACCCAGUAUGAGCACGGGGCUGAUGAUGUGCUGGUAAUGGGAACGGACGGGCUCUGGGACGUCCUCUCCAACCAGGAUGUAGCUGAGGCAGUUACGACUUUUCUAGCCAACUGUGACCCUGAUGACCUGCACAGGUACACGAUGGCUGCACAGGACCUGGUGAUGCGAGCCCGUGGCGUGCUGAGGGACAGAGGCUGGCGGAUCACCAACGAGCGCCUGGGCUCCGGAGACGACAUCUCGGUCUUCAUCAUACCGCUCAUGUACGGCAAUCGUCAGGCCUGAGGAGCCCGACAGAGAUGCUGCCACUCAAGGACCCUGAAGGGCCUGUAGGCUCCUAAACCAACUCAGAACUGAACUCAGAAUCCUCUUUCAGUUUCCCCUGUGCCGUUUGCACUUUUCAUUUUCCUCCUUAGACCAAAGUCAGAUGCGACCUUUAGAUUUCUUGGUGCUUGAUUUCUCAGCUAGAGUUCAGGAUUGCGCAGCCACCAAUUGGGCGGGUCAGAGCAACUAGUCCACCCUGCUUUUUCAGCAGAAGUUUUUAGUGUCAGAAACCACAAGACACAUGGUUAUUUUAUUUUAUUUGAGUCGUAAAUCAAAAUAAAUAAUUAGUGAGUAAAUCUUUGAUUGUAGUGAGUAAAAGCAGUUCCAUAGGAUGGUUGAGGUGACUUUCCCUAAACUUCUGCAGAGAUUAUAAAAUUAAAAUAUAAAAUAGUCGAAUGAACCGAACGAAAAAUGAAGGAAAGACCUUUUUCUUUCUUUCCUUCUCUUACCUCUCUUCUUAUGCUGUACAACACCUGGCUUCUCCUCUUUCUACCCUCUCUUUUAGUACACUCCUCUUCCCUUUUACUGCACAGUCAAACUGGUUUAUUAUAAAAAGAAUACCUCCUACAUCUCCUGACUGUGGACGGAGCUGACAGGUCAGGUGCAUUUUCUGUUUUGCCACAGUGUGGCCGCGAAGGAUCAUUUUGCUGAAGAACCACUGAACAUGUGGAUGCAGCAGAGAAGAAGAAAAAGGAUGAAGACUUGAAGUUGUCGACCUUUAUAGUAGCAAGCUAGACUCAUGAGGAAUCUGCUUUCUUGAUGGAAUAAAAGAAAACUCACUAGAGGAUCUGAACUAUGAUGAUCAGCCAGAAGAACGACGUAGUUUGAUAUGGUUGAUGGAGUUUGAUAUGGAAACUGAUCACUCAUUUAACAUGUGCACAGAAGGAACAUGUCCACUGUUUCAAGUCAUUUAAUCUGAUGUUGUUGUCAGUAGCUUGAGUUUGAUUGCACUUAGUUGGUGAUUAGCAGCAUAGCUAUGCUGUUUGCUGACAUGGGUUAUGAAAACAUUGGUUUAACAUUUGGCAAAAUGCACUAAAUAGCUUUUUAAAAAUCUAAUUUAUUUCUAAACGAACAGUGACAAACUUCAGAUUUUUGGAAUGGAAUACCAUUAAGACCAACUUUUCCGACCUACCUUCUUAGCAACUAAAAUUCCUAAACAGUGAAAGAUUAAACUUUAGAUUAAAUGACUUGCCCAGCAGUGUAGUAGCACUUUAGGCCGACCCACAAUACUCAUCGAGGGGUCAUGAUACUUGUAAUGACAAAGAGGAAAAUAUUCCCUGCAGCAGGGAGGAUUUAGAAAAUCAUGAAAUACAAUUGAGAUCAAGCUGAAUCAAAGGUCCACAGAGACAGACAGAAUGUUCCUGUUGCUUGAACAUGUUUCGGAAGAUUUAGACGUCAAAACAGAUCGCGUUUGUCUAGAAAGGAACAGGUUUGGGAACAAUGAGGUUUUGUGUUUGGAUGUAGUGAUUUCCUGUGUGUCAGUGCAUGCAGGGAUAUAUUGUAGGCCUGGGAACAUGAGCGACGGUGCAAUGGUUUACACUGCAGUUUGUUUUAUAUGGACUGAAUUUACAUUUCUGUACUGUAUCAAAGCGUUAAUGGUAAUGUUAUUUGUUUGUUAAUGUGCCGUAACCAUGCAUAUAUUUAUUAGGUUGUUCGUUCCUUUGGGAAUAUUAGCAUCCCAGACAUUUAGCAUAAUAGCUUGAUGUGAUUCAUUAUAAAGGAAGAGAAUGAAAUGAAACGGAAACCCUUAUCGCCAGACAGGGAACCUAAUAAUGUUUUAUUUAAAUUUUUUUACUUUUUUUCAUCUUGUUGACUGGAGAAGCGAUUCGAUUUGUGCAGUCUCGUAACUGUCAUGGCCUCAGAAACUUAAAAAUGAGCAUUCGCUCCCUUCCCUCUAUUAUUAUUCUAUAUUCAUGGAGGCUGCUCUGCUCAGCCAGACUCGCUGAAUAUAAGCAGGACAUAAGGAGUUGUCUGGGGAAAGGAGAAACUUACACGGCAGAGGAUCGAUAACAAGUUUUGGAGAAGUUUCUUUCCAAACUGAGUUAAAAAAGAUUGACAGCAUAAACAAACUGCAUGUUUUAAAGGUACGAUUUAGUCCUUGACUGAAAAAAUAAUUGCUUAUGUUUUAUGAUAAUUUUUUUCCCUGUAAAAUGGAUGUGUAGAGUUUUGGAGUAGCACUGGUUUACUUUAGGCUCGAGUGGAAAGCGGGAAUUCAUUGCUGCCUUCAAAUGGAAAUCUCGAGCUUUUGGUUACGAUGUGUGAAAUCGUGUAUAUGGUUUGCUUGGUGUUUAGGUGGUUACGUUGUGACAACAUUGCUACUGGGAAAUGGCGACAUAGACAUGGAUUUCAAUGUUACCGCUGUCUAGCAACAGUUAAGCGAGCAAGCAAGUCCAUUUCCUCAAAGCGGUGUUCCUAAGACGUAACCGCCGCUGCUAGGAAAUAGCAAAAUUGAGGCUAAUAUUAAAAUUGCUGUUGCCAUCCAGAAGCCACAAGGGCUAACAAUUUAGUGAACUAGCAGGCCCAUUUCCUAUUAGUGGUGUUCUCACGACGCAACCACAGCUGCUAGGAAAUGGCAACAUGGAGGCUAAUAUUAACGUUACUGUUGCCGUCCAGAACCCACAAGGCCUGAAAAUGUAGCGAGCAAGCAGGUGGGUAAUGUAACGCAGGAAAGGUAUGAUUAGGAAAAGAUGAAGCCGUUGGGGAAUACAAAAAAUAUCCUUGUAAACACAACCCCAUUUGAAGGCAGCGUACGUCUCCUUGUAUAAAAACGGGGAGUACAGGUGAUUGACUGAAUCCAAAGACGUUCAUUUGAAAAUUGUGCAGUGCCAGGAUGAGGAAGCCAUUGUUAAAGGAGUAGUUUGAAUUUUUGAGAAAUACACUUACUUGUAAGAUUGAUUCUACUGAGGUCAGCGCAGUAGCACGAAGCCACAGCUAGCAGCUUUAUUAUCUUAGCGUAGCCCAGUAUAAAGAUUGGACGAACUUUUCCACCCUUUCCAGGCUUAAUGCUAAGCUAAGCUAAACUGCUGCCGGCCAUUGGCAUUUUAGCGCACAGACUCAAGAGUGGUUCCAGUCUUCUCCGCUAACUUUCAGCCACACAGUGUUUGCCCCAAAAUGUCGAACUGUUCUUUUGAGUCUCUUGAUAUGUGCCAUUGCAUCACAUGGGCUAUUUAUCAUCUAGCUUUUUUUGCAGUCGACAAUUAUUACCUACAUUCCUCUUACAAGCAGCAGUCAUUUACAAAUACCUGAAAUUCAUAUGGUGCACUUUUUCUCUUGUACAUUCCAUGAAAAGAAAUAUUUUAAAUAUCUGUUAUGUGCUGUUGUAGCUUCUGAGUUGCAUCUGUUCUCUCAUCAUAUAAGCUGUACGACGGUUAGUUUUCUAAUCUAAUUGUUUAUUGAUUUUUCCUUUUGCUUUAAUUUACUCGUUCUAUUUAAAACUGACCCGCCGCCACCUAGGCUUUGUCUUAACACGGGCUCCAGGUGGACGCAGCUGAUUGAAAUAGCCGGACUGUAACUGAAUGUUUUGAACUGUGAUCGUGUUAAGACAAAGUAUUAAGGGGGAAACCAGACUAUGUGUUGAAUGUUCAUCCUUCUACCCGUCAUUACGCCUUUUUCUCUUAGAUGAAUGUCAAAGAAUGAAAAUAUAGUUUAUUUUUCUCAUCCUUCUGUGCCAUCCAACUGCUGCACAUCAACUCAGGUUCAACUAUGGUGUAGUUAAACUGGAAAUGCUGUUCGAAGAGUGGUUGAUAAGGAUGACGGGUCCUUCAUGAUGGUUUAUUAGUUCAUUUGUAAAUAAAUAGUAGUGGAUUAGUGUGUGCUACAAGAUCAGACGUAAGUUUUGCUUUGUCCUUUCUGCCCGACUGUAGAAUUCCCCUUUUUCAAGUUGCUAUAUUGUUAAAGUUUAGUGACUGAUGUUGUUCUUUUUUCUACCUUAGUCUAUAAGUUUCGUAAUCGGAAAAAUGAGAAGAACUUGGGAGUUUUUUUUCUGUAGCAAAGGGGAAGUUAAAGCCCAAUGGGGAACCAUUUACAGUAAAGUGACCAUUGUGCUACCCUCAA
Messenger RNA from Hippoglossus stenolepis (Pacific halibut), 5998 nucleotides. RefSeq names its product protein phosphatase 1H. The transcript has 10 exons. Gene Ontology annotation, molecular function: protein serine/threonine phosphatase activity. NCBI's taxonomy places the organism in Eukaryota, Metazoa, Chordata, Actinopteri, Pleuronectiformes, Pleuronectidae. The record is from RefSeq and is a predicted model, not a curated record. Bases 170 to 1906 code for a protein of 578 amino acids. Gene Ontology annotation, biological process: protein dephosphorylation.